ACUGGACAACAAUUCGCGAUAGACGCUUUGAAAUCAUCAAGGUUCUGAUUCCGCUCUGAGGCUUCUGGCCACCCGCACGACACCGAAACUGCUCCACUCCGUCUCAGUGACUUUCGUGCGGCGGGACUGUGGAGUGGCAAUGGGACGGCACCAACAGCCAGCAGGCCAAGUUGAAAUGAGUGACCUCAAAGAACGGAUUGUGGAUGUCUCUCAGAAUGUAUCACAACUUAAGCACCGAGUUUAUGAUUACAUGAAGACUAAAUUCAUUGACUUUGAUCCAUUACUUAAAAAAUCUAUGAGUUUCCUUGAUAAGGCUGUGAGGAUGUCAGACGAAAUCAACAACUUGUUUAACCGCAUUGAGUUUCAGACAAAAUGUGAUCUGGCGAACUCAACUGGAGAAUUACGCAAUCUUCAUGUUUCUCUGAAAGAAGCUUCAGCGGUGUUGUCAAUCACCACAGAACUACUUCAAAUGGAAUCUGCUAUGAAAGAUGUCGAAGAUGCUUGCAAAGAUGGUCAGUUUGUCGAUGCUGCUAAAUCUAUACAAUCAUUUAAGGAAUUGGUGAAAAACUCUUGCAAAGAAACCCGACAACUUGACAUUUAUCAAUCAUUGAUAAGAGAGUUCACAUCAAUAGUAGCAAAAUUCUGCAAAGAAAAUACUGACAAGCUCUACUUAUUUAUUUCAUGGGAAACGACAGAUGCUGCAACCAAUACUCUCAAAUCUACUAUUAAGAUAAAGUCUAGCUGCUUCAGCGAAUUGCAAGAGGUUCUUCAAGCUCUCCACCUUCUUGAAGAGCUGUACCCAUGGAUGAAUAAAUUUAGAAAUUUUCUCACGCGCUCUAUCCUUUUCCCACUUAUUAAUAAUGAAGGGUCUGUUAAUAUUGAGGAUGGAGAAUUGUACAGUACAAUUCAGGUUUCAAUUAAAAUGACAUCUAGGAAGCCAAAUUAUCUAUCUACUUUAGACAAUCUCACCAAGUGCUUUGAAUUCCUGCAUGGUGAGCUUGAUAUGCAAUUUGAAAAUGACAAGUCAUUUAUAAGUUUAUUGGGUGCUGGUUCUUCAGAAGAAUUCAUAGACCAUCUGAUAAAGAAAUGCUUAAAGGAAACUGUACCAAGUUCCAGUGCAGAGCUUAAAAACUUCACCGGCAUCCGAGAACGUGUAGCUGCUUUCAACAACUACAUGGUUGGAAUUGAAUUCCUAUCAGAAGAAAACCAUAGUCUUGUGGACUAUGUUCAAAAUUUUGAUGCAUUGUGUGCUAAUAAAACAUGUGAAAAUUAUUUAAAAAUUGCCCGAGAUAUCAUGAAGAAAGACCUUCAAGACAUGGUUGAAGUGGGACCUCAGACUCCUGCUGUGGCUCUCAGUGCAACUCUUGAUCACACAAACACUGAUGCUUUAAUUGAUAAUUCAGUACUACAAGAGUCCUUUGCCAAUGUGAACAUUAAAUCAGAAAAUGAAUUAAAUCCAAAUCUCUUUCAAUUUCCAUCGUGUUUUGUGAGCAAAUCAACCAUUGAAGUUCUUGAACUUGUGGGUACAAUUUUAGAGGAAGGUGUCGCUCAAGAGAAUGAGCUGCAUCAGUAUUACCUGUCAACAGCAAAGUCAGUGUUUGAAUUGUACAUAUGUGUUGUGCCUACUAUUCAUGAAAAGUUGUUGAGCACAAUUCCUCAACAAGUUGCUUUGUUCCACAACAACUGCAUGUACCUUGCUCAUCGUUUGGUGCUUCUUGGAUUUGAAGUUGAAGCCUCCCUGCGGAAUGUCCUUAAAGCUGAUGUGGCAAUUACUUUUGUUGAUUAUGUUCAGACUCUAAGACACCUUGGUACUAGCACAUACCUAAAACAUAUGCAACAGCAGAGGAAGCAAAUGUUAGACCUAGUGAAAGAGUCAGGGUUGGCUACUCUAGGAGAAAAUUCUGAGCUGUCGCCUGACACGGAGAGAACAUUACGUCAGUGUUUGCGCCAACUGGAAUUACUGCAGUCAGUAUGGCAAAAUGUGCUUCCUGGAAAUGUUUAUAGUAAAUCAAUUGGUGUUCUAGCUAAUGCAUUCAUUGAGGAGCUAGUAAUAAGAGUUUCAAGUGUUGAAGACAUACCUGCUAAUACAGCUGUUAAGCUGACUUCACUUUUCAAAAUGGUUCAAGAAAGAAUUCCAAAAUUAUUCCAAAAUGGUGAUGAAGUUGUUCUCUUUGUGAAGAGGUGGCUUCAGUUUCAAGAGCUUAUUAACAUUCUAAGUGCUAGCCUACGAGAAAUUGAAGAAAGAUGGGCAGACGGCAAAGGUCCACUUGCACAUGAAUUUACAACUGAGCAAGUGAAACAACUGAUUAGAGCAUUGUUCCAAAACACUCAAAGACGUGCGGAGGUUUUGGCCAAAAUUAAAUGAGUUUUUUUUACCUUUUUUGAAUAAAUUAUAUUUAUUAACUGA
Molecule: messenger RNA, 2407 nt
Organism: Frankliniella occidentalis (western flower thrips)
Lineage: Eukaryota; Metazoa; Arthropoda; Insecta; Thysanoptera; Thripidae
Gene: Zw10
Product: centromere/kinetochore protein zw10 homolog
Exons: 13
Coding region: 140-2365 (741 amino acids)
Biological process (GO): mitotic cell cycle; mitotic spindle assembly checkpoint signaling; endoplasmic reticulum to Golgi vesicle-mediated transport
Cellular component (GO): chromosome, centromeric region; RZZ complex; nucleus
Source: RefSeq, a predicted model, not a curated record